CUCUAUCUCUCAAGCACUCUUUCUUAAUCUCUAUCUUCUCUAUCUCUCUCUCUCUCAAUCUCUCUUUCUCAAUGGCGGAGCGAUACUACCAAGGGGAGGAUCCACACUAUCGACACAUGAAAGAGGCAAAGAGAUAUAUGGACCGACUUUAUGCCGUAGCCGAUUCUGAUUGGGGCAUUCCUCUUCAAUGUCCGUGUGGUGAACAUAUCGUUGAGGAGACAUCUCCAACGGAAAUUGAGAAGAAGAGAUACUUUACUUGUGUUCACUAUAAGGAUGAUGGGUUACACAAGCGCAAAUAUUGGGUUGAUGCAAUUGAGGAGGAUGCCAAAAGCUUGAGGAAGGACGUGGAAGAGCACACAACUAGAUUGAGAGAAUACGCAAAUCAUGACUUCCUUAUCUCUCAAAUGAAGUUGCAGCUGGAAGGCAAUGCAAAAGAGAUUUCCUACCUCAAGGACGUAGUGUCAAGCCUUGUGGGUCGAAUUGAGCUCUUAGAAAAAAUUAGCUUUAAGUAAUUAAUUUGUUGUUUAAUUUGCUUUAGUUUAAUUUGCUUUAGUUUAAGUCUAUGUUGUGUGUGUUUUAAUUAUAUGUGAAAUCUAUGUAGUGUGUGUUGCAAUUAUAUCUUAUAUUUUUGUGCAGUCAAGUUUUACUCAGUUUUACUAGUAUUACUAUGCCAAACCGUAGUCAA
Molecule: messenger RNA, 685 nt
Organism: Capsella rubella
Lineage: Eukaryota; Viridiplantae; Streptophyta; Magnoliopsida; Brassicales; Brassicaceae
Exons: 2
Coding region: 72-512 (146 amino acids)
Source: RefSeq, a predicted model, not a curated record